AUGGAUCAAACCAGCGACAACGAAGUGCGGCGCAAAAGCGCUCGAUAUGAUGAGGAAAGACAGAAAAGAUGGCGUUCAGAUGGCCCUUUCCAGUACACCAGUUACGGGGACAGCAGUUCAGACAACGAAGCCAUUUCCGAAGAUCUUGGACGUCUGAAAGGUCUCAUGGAGAAGAUUCGCGUGCUCAUAGUCGGUGCAGGAUUUGGUGGGUUACUGUUUGCCGUCAGACUGCUUGAGUCAGGGUUCGUCCUGGAAAAUGAGAUCAUGUUUGUGGACGCAGCCGGAGGGUUCGGGGGAACGUGGUGGUGGAAUCGAUACCCCGGACUUGCUUGCGACGUCGAAAGCUACAUUUACAUGCCUCUAUUGGAAGAGACAAAUUACAUGCCAUCCCAGAAGUACGCAUCCGGACAAGAGUUGAAAGAACAUGCCCAUCACAUCGCUGAGCAUUGGAAACUGAGUGAUAGGGGACUAUUCAACGCGACGGUGGACAAGCUGGUUUGGAAUGACCAAGAUGGCGAAUGGACAUCGAGAAUUAGACAAGACGGUCAGCCGGCACAACACAUCGUCUCCGAUUUUGUCAUUCUAGCCACUGGGUUGUUGGACGCCCCCAAGAUUCCGAAGUUGAAUGGCUUGGAUCAAUAUGAGGGAAAGGUCUUCCACACAUCGCGCUGGGACUACGACUACACCGGAGGCACUCCGGAAAACCCAGCGUUGAGUCAACUGGAAGAUAAGACUGUUGGAUUCGUUGGCACUGGUGCAUCUGCCAUUCAAGCAAUCCCUCAUCUCGCCAAAUCAGCCAAGAAGCUCAUUGUAUUCCAGCGGACCUCCUCCGCUGUGGACUUACGCAACAACUGUGUACCCGAUUUGGCGUUGCGCCAAUGGAUUAAACAGACAGGUACGGGGUGGCAAAAGCGCCGACGAGAGAACUUCAACGCAUUCGUGUCGAACGAAAAUCCUCUUCCCGAAGCCAACCUUGUUGCAGAUAAAUGGACCACGAUGCCAUCAUUCAGCAUGCUGAUCGGGGGUCCUCAGGCCCACGAAUCCGAUUACGGAGAACGAAUGUCCAAGACAGACCUGCAUCGCCAAGAUUCGCUCCGCCGCCGCAUCACCGACACAGUGGUUGACCCAGAAACCGCAUCCAACCUGCAGCCCUGGUACCACGGCUGGUGCAAGCGUCCCUGCUUCAGUGACACGUUUUUGGAGACAUUCAAUCAACCAAACGUCAUCCUAGUCGACACAAAUGGGAAAGGAGUCAAGGAUGUCACCGCCAAAGGCAUUCGGAUUGACGAAAAAGAGUUUGAAUUGGAUGCGAUAAUUUUUGGAACCGGCUACAUUCUUGGCGGAGGUGCGGACCGAGGGAGCAUUCCAAUCAUCGGACGCGGAAGUCAAACCUUCCAGCAGAAGUGCCAGAGUGGUCUGGCAACUUUACACGGAGUGUGUACAAAUGGAUUCCCUAAUCUAUUCAUGCCAGGUCCCUAUCAGGCAGGUGCAUCCGUCAACCAGGUCUAUGUGUUGGAUGAACUUGCCAUCCAUGUGGCGCAUAUCAUCUCGCAAGCAAGCAAUGCCAAUGUACAGAAAUCCGACAAAACAUCUUCUAGGUUUUCCGUCGAGCCCAGCGUUGAAGCCGAAAAUGAGUGGACGUGGAAGGUUUUGUCGCGAGCAGGAGCACUCAAGGGGAUCCUCAAUUGCACCCCAGGCUAUUGGAAUCGGGAGGGGCUUCAGUUGAGUGGAGAUCAAGCCAUCCUCGCAGCUCGGUUUAGCAUUUGGGGAGAGGGUAUCAAAAGCUUUGUUACCCAGAUUGAGGACUGGCGGAACAACGGCCAACUGGAUGGGCUUGAGAUUGUCUCUCGCUAG
Molecule: messenger RNA, 1854 nt
Organism: Penicillium brevicompactum
Lineage: Eukaryota; Fungi; Ascomycota; Eurotiomycetes; Eurotiales; Aspergillaceae
Product: flavin-containing monooxygenase
Exons: 1
Coding region: 1-1854 (617 amino acids)
Molecular function (GO): flavin adenine dinucleotide binding; NADP binding; N,N-dimethylaniline monooxygenase activity
Source: RefSeq, a predicted model, not a curated record